GGGCGCGCCCUGCUGUGACAAGCGGGGUCGUCACAGACACCGGCUGGGCAGAGGGUAGUGCAGGGAGUUCUGCGCCGCGUACCGGCUCCCCUGGGGGCCCGGCCGGUAGGGUGCGGCCACCCCCUCCUCCUCCCUCCCCUCCACCGCUUCCCUAGUGGUCGCGUCCGGCUCCAGCUGACCGGCCUGGAAUCCCGGCCGGGAGCCCCGCGCCCCCCGCCCCGCCGCUCCCGCCGCCCAGCGCACCGGCCCUGCCAUGGGUGACGCCGGCAGCGAGCGCAGCAAGGCGCCCAGCCUGCCGCCGCGCUGCCCCUGCGGCUUCUGGGGGUCCAGCAAGACUAUGAAUCUCUGUUCCAAAUGCUUUGCUGAAAAAAGAAAUCCACACAACGAAAAAGAUUUCCAGAAGAAGCAGCCAGAUGAUGACUCUACUCCCAGCACAAGCAGCAACCAGUCAGAUUUGUUCUCUGGAGAAACAAAUAGUGACCACAGCAAUACCUCUCUAACCACACAGGCCGCUAACUCCAACCAGCAACUUUUGACAGAACUGAAUGUGACUUCACCGAGCAAAGAGGAAUGUGGGCCAUGCACAGGUACAGCUCAUGCCUCAUUAACCACGCCAACCAAAAGAUCUUGUGACUCAGAUUCCCAGUCGGAGAGUGAGGCUUCCCCUGUGAAGCGGCCGCGGCUCCUGGAUGACAGUAAUGACAGGCCUGAGGAAAGCAGCCGAUCCAAACAGAAGAGCAGGCGCCGAUGCUUCCAGUGCCAAACGAAACUGGAGCUAGUACAGCAGGAACUGGGAUCUUGUCGCUGUGGUUAUGUGUUCUGUAUGUUACAUCGCCUGCCUGAACAACAUGACUGCACUUUUGACCACAUGGGACGUGGGCGUGAGGAAGCCAUUAUGAAAAUGGUGAAACUGGAUCGGAAAGUAGGGAGAUCUUGCCAACGUAUCGGUGAAGGAUGUUCCUGAGUGCAAGACUGCAACCAAAUGCUGUUCUCUUAGUUCACUAAUGUUAGCCUUAUUUAGGACAAAGUCAGCCAGACACCUUGUACUAGGCAAGUUUCAGACUACAGCCAAUCAGUUUCCUUUCUUUAGCCAACCAUCCUGGUUCUGUAGUUUAGGGAUUGAUGGUGAUUGAAAUUGAUUUCUGGCUGGUUACUAAGGUGCCUGCUAGCCACCCUAUUAAGAAAAACAAAAACACACACAAAAUAAAAAGGAAAACCACAAAGAAAUACUAUUUUUGAGCAUAGCUAGUGGAUUUAAACAAAACAAGAAAAAUCCAAAGGCUUCUGUUACUGCUGGAGUCACUCUAAAAGCCUUAUGCUGGGAACAUUCCAGCUGCAGGGUUAAAACAAAUAGUUGUAUAGAGGCUGGUGUAAAAUUUUGCUAUGCACAUGGCUUUUGGACAAACUGUUAAUGUGCAACCUUUCACUUCUUCACUGCUAGCCAAUCCUGAGGAGGUGAAAUACUACUCAGAGCAGCAACUGCAGCUGCUUAAGGCCAGAAGACCUGACCGGUCACUCGUGCCUUCAUCGCGUGUGACUUUUUGAGUUAGGCAGUGUCACCAGCAUCAGGGAUUCUAUUGGGGUAGGAACAUCUUUCUGGUUCUUCCCAGGAAGCCAAAAAAGAAAAGGGGACAGAGAUUCUUAUAAAAAAUUUUUAUAUCUAUCUUACUAUAGAGAACCUAUCAGGGUUUGAUUGUUUUGGGCCUUUUUUGUUGUUGAUCAUUUGUUUUUUUCCUUCUCAGUUAAAUUAUGACCUCACCUUACAGCCAACUCCAUCCCAGAGCAGUAAAUGGUGCAUGCUUUUUACAUGGCAUCGGCAGAGAUUGUACAACUUACCUGAACAGAUGCCACACACCUUGAGCAGUGCAGCAGUUCCCACCGGCCGAAACCUGAUUGGCUCUUGUUUGCCUUUUGCUAAGUGCAGGUAUCUGAUAAUUGAUCAAAUAAGGCUAAUUCACAGCACAGUAGCCAUGGCUGGAUUCUACAGACUGACUUCCUGUAGCUAGAGUUAUAUAUUGAGGAAAAAAAAAAGGACAUUUUGUAGCAAACGGAAUUCAGGAACAGUAUUGGGGAACAACCAGUGCAACGCCCCUUAGCAGCUGAGUUUGUGUUCCUCACCUGCAGAGCGUCAGUGAGAUAAUCAAACGGGCUCUCCCAGCCCUCUGUCUAUGCAGCUCAGCGCUCCCGCGAAAAUCCCUGCCCACAUCGAUUGCAAUGCAAGCAUAGCAAGUGAAUGUGAAAAGCAUUCCAUGGAGUAGGAUGCUUUGGAUCCAUUUAGGCCUAUGGGUCUGUGUUACGGCGUCAGGCGGAGCUGAGCUGAACCGCACCACUCUUGUCAGCCCGGACACACGGAAGAGCUCACCUAGAGAUGGGUAUGUCUCCUGCUGCACACAGGGGCUUUAUGCAGGUGAAAACGAUUUGUACUGAUGCGGCCCAGCUUAAUCCUGAGUGAAUUUAGCUUCUCGGUCUGUUAGUAAGGUAUUAACAAUCAGGGAAGGUUGUUAGGAAACCUGAGGGAGGGAAAGAUUUUUGUUUCAUCUUCAAAUCCUGGGCAGAUACAAAACAUCAGAAGGGUGAAGUAACAAUGUCACUUGAAAAACUGCAGCGUUUUAGGACUAAGCUUGUAUGAGUCAUUCUCUGUUCUCUAUGUUGCAGGUAACUAACUCCUUACAGGCCAAAUUAUAUUGUUACUUCGCUAGCCAGCUAGGAGCAUUAACAAGGAGACAACUAAUUUAAGAAAAGAAUAAUAUAUAUGUCUCUCCACACAAGUGCAGCAUCUGACUGUAUUAGCGUUAAUUAACCAUGAAGCAAAUCAAAGUGUCCCAUCGUUAGAAGGUUCAAGCUGGUUUUGGUUUUCGUUUGGAGGGUUUUUUUUGGUUGUUGUUGUUAUUGGUUAUUGUUGUUAUUAUUUGAGAAUUUGAAAUUGGCAGCAGAAUCCUCUGUGACGUGCUGCCUUUCCAGGAAGUGGUCCUGGUGAGAGGGACUGUCCAAGGAUGUUACUUACAUUUGCCGUGAGGCGUUCAAAAACCCACGAGUCUUGGCGGCUGCUGUGAUACGCACUUUCUUUUCCUAUGAGAUCCUACCAUAGCAUUUGAUGGGCAUUCUGAUUGAUACCAAGACUUUCUGCAUUAAUACUGAAGAUGCUAUUUUGAUCCUCCUUAAUAUUCUCUUUAAUCUUCUUAGAAGUGCACAGAUGGUUUCAAGUUGGCUCUUGAGAGAACACUAAAAGUUCACGUGGAUUACGGAUGACGUUCACUCUAAACAAAGCGUCGGGAAGGGGUUGUUCCUCUGCAGUAUCUGUUCUGUGAAGUUUGUUAAACGUAAAGAAAGCUUCAGUUCUUGUAUCUUAAAAGAAGAUCUUAUUUAACCCUUUUGUGUUCUAGAUUUACUUACACAUGUAGCCUAGAGCUCAGUUUUAGUUUAACAUUGUGAAAAUAUUAAAAGAAUCUUGUAACUUUAUUCUUUUUCCUCCUGCUAAAAAAAAAUUAAACCAAUCAGAUUAAAGUUUGAAUUCCUUUCUGCCUACGCUAGCAGGUCUUACUGUUUUGCACCAUUUCUGUUGCAAGUUUAUGUAAGAAACAAGAAUGGGGGGAAAUGCCAAUGGUGGGCCAGUAACUCAAAGCUGAAUUUACAGUUGGUUGAAGGUGGACAGUAUUUGGUCAGUUUGGAAGGGGAAGUGAUGUCUGCUGGGUUCAAAUUUAAUGAUUUAUUUUGUAAGCAAAUCUGGCUAAAUCUGCUGUGGCCUGGAUAUUGGUCAGUUUAAUUUUGGCAUUAGAUAAUCAAAUAAACAGGUUGUUCAUACUCUUAA
Molecule: messenger RNA, 3808 nt
Organism: Pogoniulus pusillus (Red-fronted tinkerbird)
Lineage: Eukaryota; Metazoa; Chordata; Aves; Piciformes; Lybiidae
Gene: ZFAND3
Product: zinc finger AN1-type containing 3
Exons: 7
Coding region: 254-964 (236 amino acids)
Molecular function (GO): DNA binding; zinc ion binding
Source: RefSeq, a predicted model, not a curated record